AUGACCAGCAUAGAGACUCUGGAUCUGUCCCAUAACAAGCUCUCUGGGACAAUACCACCUUCAUUGGUUCAGCUCAGCUUUUUGUCCAAGUUUAGUGUUGCAGACAACCAGUUAGAGGGGGCAAUCCCUACAGGAGGUCAGUUCAUGACCUUCCCGAAUUCAAGCUUUCAAGGGAACGAUCUUUGUGGCUUCCAUGCUCUCUCUUGUCCAUUAGACUCCAAGCCAGAAGAAGUGGAUAGUGGACCUACUGGAAAAUCAUCAAGAGUAGAAUUAGAACUUGAUGGGGUGUAUGUAGGAAUAGCUGUAGGAUUUGUAUUUGGAAUCAUCUGUUUCAUUGGAACAGAUAAAUAUCCACUAGUUUUGAGCUCUCAGAACCUGACCUGCAAUCUCAAUGAUUUGAAUGCAUUGGAGGGUUUCAUGGGUGGUCUGCAGAGUACCCUAGGUAAUUGGGGCAGGAAUUUCUCUGAUGAUUGCUGUAAAUGGGCAGGUAUUACUUGCAACUCUUCCUUCUCUCUUGGAUUGGAUGAUUCUGUUGAUAGUUAUAGAGUCGUUGAGUUGGAUCUUUCGAGUAGGAGACUAUAUGGGAACCUUUCUGAAUCUUUGGGGAAUUUGGUACAACUUAGAGCCCUCAAUCUUUCUCACAAUUUCCUUAAAAACUCACUUCCUGCUUCACUUUUCCAAUUGCCAAACUUAGAGUACUUAGACUUGAGUUCUAAUGACUUUUCUGGUCCCAUUCCAGUCGAUUUCAAUUUACCUUCGAUCCUGUCACUUGACAUCUCUCAAAAUUUAUUGAAUGGUUCUAUUCCACAAAGCAUUUGUGUAAAUUCUACUCGGCUUCAGGUUCUGAAGUUGGCUGUGAACUACUUGUCUGGUAGUCUUCCAAAAAGUCUUGCCAAUUGCAGUUCCUUGGAGGCCAUCCGUCUCAGCACAAACUCUCUCUCUGGUGGUGUACCUGAAGGUAUAUAUCAGCUGCAGAAACUAACCAGAUUGACCAUUCAACGUAACAAGCUUACCGGGCCGCUGAGCAAAGAAGUUGGUAACCUGAUCAACCUUACUCGGUUGGAUAUAUCAACUAAUUGGUUUUCAGGGACCAUUCCGGACGUCUUCCACAGCCUCCGGAGGUUACAGUUUUUUGUUGCUCAUUCCAAUAAUUUCAGCGGUCCGAUACCCCAUUCCUUGUCAAGUUCUCCAACCAUCUCGUUUCUGAAUGUGAGAAACAACUCAUUGGACGGUCCAAUCGAUCUAAAUUGUUCAGCAAUGACAAGUUUGGUCUCUCUUGAUCUAGGUUCAAAUUGGUUUGAUGGGGUUAUUCCAUCUAAUCUUCCCACUUGCCGGCGUUUGAAUAAUAUAAAUCUUGCCAGGAACAACAUGAGUGGCCAAAUUCCUGACAGCUUCAAGGACUUUCAUACUCUCAGUUACUUCUCACUUUCAAAUGCCAGCUAUUCUAAUCUAUCAUCUGCCCUUCAUAUCUUACAGCAGUGUCAGAAUCUAACCACUUUGAUUCUCACCAUGAACUUCUAUGAUGAAGAAUUGCCAGCUGAUCCAAACCUUCAUUUUCCAAGGUUGAAGGUAUUUAUUCUUGCAAAUUCUCGGCUCACGGGUUCGAUACCCCAAUGGUUGAGUAAGAGCAGCAGAUUGCAGUUAUUGGAUAUAUCCUGGAACUGCUUGGAGGGUACAGUUCCAGCUUGGUUUGGCAAUUUUACUAAUCUCUUCUACUUGGACAUAUCAAACAAUACUUUUACUGGGGAGAUCCCGAGAAGCUUAACUGGACUACAGAGCCUCAUUGAUGGGAAUUUUUCCUCAGUUCCGGAACCUUCCCCCGAUUUUCCUCUUUUCCAGAAGAAGAAUGUAAGUGCAAGGGGAUUGCAGUACAAUCAAGUUUGGAGUUUUCCACCGACGCUGGAACUUAGCAACAAUAAUUUCAGUGGACAGAUCUGGCCAGAAUUUGGGAACCUGAAAUCCCUUCAUGUAUUGGAUCUGAAGUGCAACAAUUUAUCUGGACCAAUUCCAAGUUCUUUUUCUAAUAUGGUCAGCUUAGAGACUUUGGAUUUGUCUCAUAACAAGCUUUCAGGGAUAAUACCCAGUUCAUUGAUUCGUCUCAGUUUUUUGUCCAAGUUCAGUGUUGCAGACAAUCAAUUAGAGGGGGAGAUCCCUAAUGGAGGUCAGUUUGGGACUUUCCCAAAUUCAAGCUUUGAAGGGAACAAUCUUUGUAGUGACCAUGCUCCUCCAUGUCCAUCCAAGGUUCAUACUUAUCUCGAUCAAACCAGAAAAUCAAGAAUGAAUGUAUUUGGAGUAGAAUAUAGAGGAGUUGUCAUUGGAAUAGCUGUGGGAUUUGUAUUUGGAGUAUCUUGCUUUAUAGUAACAGAUAGAUAUGUGUGGACUUGGCAUUUCUAA
Molecule: messenger RNA, 2394 nt
Organism: Fragaria vesca subsp. vesca
Lineage: Eukaryota; Viridiplantae; Streptophyta; Magnoliopsida; Rosales; Rosaceae
Product: phytosulfokine receptor 1-like
Exons: 2
Coding region: 1-2394 (797 amino acids)
Biological process (GO): hormone-mediated signaling pathway
Cellular component (GO): plasma membrane
Molecular function (GO): protein binding
Source: RefSeq, a predicted model, not a curated record